CUCCUCCGCGGUAGACUUUCUCCUCCUUCUCGUCCUCUCCCUGUCCUCUUCUUCUCUCCUCCACCUGGAGGGAGGGCUGGGGGCACACUCACACUCACACUCACUCACUCACUCACACACGGGCAUGCAGCAGUCCUCGGGCCAGGCUGCGGGCACCCGGUUCCCGGGGUCCGGGACAGGGAGCGGAGCGCCCCAAGACGGGCGGGGGCGAGCGUGAGCGGCUCUCCAGCCCUCUUCCAUAAUGAAUGAGUGCCACUAUGAUAAACGCAUGGACUUCUUCUAUAACAUGAGCAACGCCGAUACUGCAGACGAAUGGACGGGGACCAAUCUUGUGAUUGUUCUCUGCUUUGGGACCUUCUUCUGCCUGUUUAUCUUUAUUUCUAAUUCUCUGGUCAUCGCGGCUGUGGUCAAGAACAGAAAGUUUCAUUUUCCCUUCUACUACCUGCUGGCUAACCUCGCCGCUGCAGACUUCUUUGCUGGCAUCGCCUAUGUGUUCCUCAUGUUCAACACCGGUCCUGUCUCCAAAACACUGACCGUCAACCGUUGGUUUCUGCGCCAGGGGCUCCUGGACACCAGCUUGACGGCCUCUCUGACAAAUCUGCUGGUCAUUGCAGUGGAGAGGCACAUGUCCAUCAUGAGAAUGAGAGUCCAUAGUAAUCUGACCAAGAAGAGGGUGACACUGCUGAUCCUGCUCAUCUGGGCUAUCGCGAUAUUCAUGGGGGCAGUCCCCACACUUGGCUGGAACUGCCUAUGUGACAUCUCUACUUGCUCCUCCUUGGCUCCCAUUUAUAGCAGGAGUUACCUCAUUUUCUGGACAGUGUCCAACCUCGUGGCCUUCUUCAUCAUGGUGGUGGUGUACCUGCGUAUCUACAUGUAUGUGAAGAGGAAGACCAACGUCUUGUCCCCACACACGAGUGGGUCCAUCAGCCGCCGACGGACACCGAUGAAGCUCAUGAAGACAGUUAUGACUGUCUUAGGAGCCUUUGUUGUGUGCUGGACUCCUGGGUUAGUAGUCCUGCUCCUGGAUGGUCUAAACUGUACUCGCUGUGGCGUGCAGCACGUCAAAAGGUGGUUCCUGCUGCUGGCCCUACUCAACUCUGUCAUGAAUCCGAUCAUUUAUUCCUACAAAGAUGAAGAGAUGUACAGCACCAUGAAGCGCAUGAUCUGCUGUUGUUCUCACGGCGAAACCCCAGAGAGGAGGUCUUCCAGGAUUCCAUCCACAGUCUUGAGCAGGAGCACCGACACCUCCAGUCAGUAUAUGGAAGACAGUAUUAACCAAGGGACGAUAUGUAACAAAGGGCACUCCUGAGCUUGGGACUCACCUUAUAUCUGCCGCGUGGGGGGAAACCCUCACCACCCCGGCUCCAGGGACGUCCCCUUCUUUCUCUCUAGCGUGUGAGCGAUAGUCAUCACGCAGAGGAAAUCCCUUAGAAAAAUAGAUGUUACGAGUGGUUAUUUGUCUUUAAUAGAGACAAAAUCCAACAUCAUUUGAAGUCUUAAUAAAUCAGUGUAGUUUUAAAAGCAUACAAAGUAUGCUAUAAAGAGAAGACACAAGCCAUUUAGAAAAUGCCCCAAGAGGAGCAAACGAUAUAGCAGAAUCAUACUUAUUAUUGCAUCUUCCCCCCCUCCAGUGCAUUUCUGUGUCCUGGGAAGUCACACUUUUUAACUGAUUUCUUUUGUUUUCUGAGGAUGCAAUCAAGAGAUUUUAGGCUGGGGAUUCUUCAUCUAGGGUCCAUGGGCCUUAGAUUUCAGAGGGACACAGGGCAUGAACUUGGAUGGCAAAAAAAAAUUACAUCUUUAUUUCCAUGUAGCUCAUUUCCUUUGUAAUCCUAUAUAUUUUGUUUUAUGCAUUUAAAAAGAAGAUUCUGAGGAAGGCUCCGUAAGUGCUAACAGACUGCCAAAGGUAUUCAUGGCACACAUGCACACAAAAUGAAGAAUCCGUUCUGCAGCUCAAAGGAUGAUUCUUGACCCAUUUUCUCUAUCUGCUUGCCAAACCUAUGUAAAUGCAUGUAUUAACAUUUUUUUUAAAAAAAAUGCUUCAAUGCUGAAACAUAAUUCUACAAAUGAAACUAGUACCAGCAGCUGAACUUUUAAUAGGAACCCUACCUGCAGUGAGAAUCAGUGUAGACCCAAGGUACAAUCUUCUUUUCUUUGUUUUAAUUAAAAUCAAAUGUAAUUUCUGGGUUCCAGAUGAAUUGCUUAACUGAAAUAGUAAAUCUUUUAAAUAGAAAUUAUCUUCACUUAGCAUGCAUAUGUGUGUUUGCACAUAUCUGUGUAUGCAUUUGCAUGUCUAAACACCAGGAUGCAUUCCCAAGCCAUCUGAUUUAGGGGGCCCUAUACAUUCUGCAGCGCGAUUCACCCUUGGUGGUCUAAGAAACAAGGGCUGUAACAGCAGACACCCCAGCGGUGGGACUUCAGGAAAGGAGAAUGAAAGUGAUGUUGGAAAUCAAGAUGGGUCCAUUCCUUGCAGGAUCUCCUCUGAAUCAAGGCCUUGGGUCUGAUGUGCUUACCCCAACUGGAGGCCCUGUUUUUCCAGAUGGUGAUUUUGAAAUCACUGUCUUGCCUGAGUCUCUCAGGAUGCUUCUUUACCCUUCCCAUUUUGCAGUAGACUGCAGACUAUCUUCAAGUGGUUGCUUUACCUGUGGACUAAAUUCCGAUCAGGGAUAGAUUCUGAGCUUUUUGGAUGAGCCCAGUAUGCCCUGUACCAAGUCAGUUUGGUACAAAGUCUAGAACAUUUAAAGCACAGUAGGCCAUAGCCACCAUUUUUAUAGAUUAUAAAGCAUUCUGAUUUUUAAAAAGUGUAAUAUCAAGUUAGUUGUCAUAGUAUUUAUGUGGUUUGCUUAAGAAGUUUACAUUUAUUUUUUUUUUUUGGCAUGGAUGAGCAAAAACUUCUUGGAAUGAGAAGAUUUGAAAAGUGAUAUUCUUAGAUUGUCUAGUAAAGAUAGAGUGUUCUGAUCCCAAGGUGUAGACCACCACUUGACCUGCCCCACCCCCAACCCACCCCUCCAAAAAAAGAUAUAGAGAGUUUGUGAAACCAUUUACAAACCUACCCUUCCCUCCCUCUCCACUCAGCC
Molecule: messenger RNA, 3074 nt
Organism: Vombatus ursinus (common wombat)
Lineage: Eukaryota; Metazoa; Chordata; Mammalia; Diprotodontia; Vombatidae
Gene: LPAR3
Product: lysophosphatidic acid receptor 3
Exons: 3
Coding region: 242-1309 (355 amino acids)
Biological process (GO): G protein-coupled receptor signaling pathway
Cellular component (GO): membrane
Molecular function (GO): lysophosphatidic acid receptor activity
Source: RefSeq, a predicted model, not a curated record